UGUGGUUGGUCGGUUUUUCGGAGUUCUCAUGUUGUGCGCUUGGCUUCAAGGUGUGUGAAAAAACUCGUGAAAUUUAUUUUAGAUCCAAAUCAAAUCCGGUGACAUAAAAGAUUGAUUCAAAAUGUCGUCUAAAACAAAAAAGACUGUCUCGUCUUCGACAAACAUAAGUGUUGUGUCAUCUGUGCAAAGUCCUCAAUCUUCGAGCACCCCCGUGGGAAGCCGCCCUUCGAGUUCAGCCGGCCGGCCCAGCAGCCCGUUGAGUCCAACAAGACACACCCGGCUGCAGGAGAAGGAUGCGCUACAAAACCUGAACGACCGGCUGGCGGCCUACAUUGAUACUGUACGCCGCCUGGAGAGUGAAAACUCGGGGUUACGGCGGGAGAUCCAGACAACCCAGGAGGUGGUCACACGUGAAGUGUCCAACAUCAAGGGAAUGUACGAGCAUGAGCUGCAGGACGCCCGCAAGCUCCUGGACGACACGUCCCGCGAGAAGGCCAAGUUGGAAAUAGACUUGAAGAGGCUGUACGAGGAAAAUGACGACCUCAAGAGGAGACUGGACAAGAAGACGAAGGACUGCACGACGGCGGAGAACGCGGCGCGCCUGUACGAGUCGCGCGCCUCCGAGCUCACCAACAAGUACAACACCGCCGUCGCCGACCGGAAGAAGGCCGAGGAUGAGGCUAGGGACCUAGCCAAGGAGCUAGAAAAACUCCGGUCCAUGCUGGCCGAGACGCGCAAGACUCUAGAAGAGGAGAUGUUGUGCCGCAUCGAGAUGGAGAACACGGUGCAGAGCCUGCGCGAGGAGCUCGCCUUCAAGGACCAGGUGUUCCAGCAGGAGCUGCAGGAGACCAGGACUAGGCGGCAGGUCGAGAUCUCUGAGAUCGACGGGCGCCUGGCGCAGCAGUACGAGGCGAAGCUGCAGCAGAGCCUGCAGGAGCUGCGCGAGCAGCAGGAGGCCAACAUCAAGGCCAACCGCGACGAGAUCGAGGCGCUCUAUGAGAACAAGAUGAAGAACCUGCAGUCGGCGGCGACGCGCAACAACAGCGCGGCGACCGUGGCCGUGGAGGAGCUGCGCACCAUGCGCACGCGCAUCGACUCGCUCAACGCCACGCUCAACGACCUGGAGAACAAGAACGCCGCGCUCAGCAACCGUUGCCGCGAGCUCGAGCGCCAACUCGAGACCGAGCGGGCUCGCCACGCCGAGGACCUGGCGUCGCUGGAGCAGGAGCUGGCGCGGCUCAGGGACGAGAUGGCGGCGCAACUGAGGGAGUAUGCCACGCUGAUGGACAUCAAGUGCUCGCUAGAUCAUGAGAUAGCUACGUACAGGACGCUGUUGGAGGGAGAGGAGGACAGGUUGAACCUGACAUCCCAAUCCCCCGGGCGCGAGUCCCGCGCCUCGGCCUCCGGACGCGGCACCCCGGGCCGCCGCUCCACGCCGCUGCGAGCCGCCCGCAAACGUACCCUACUGGAUGAGAGCGAGGAGCGCAGCCUGCAGGACUUCAGCGUGACGGCCAGCGCCAAGGGCGACCUCGAGGUGGCCGAGGCGUGCCCCGAUGGCAAGUUCGUCAAGAUCCGGAACAAGGGGAAGAAGGAGCAGAGCCUCGGCGGCUACCAGAUAGUACGCAAGGCGGGUGACCAGGAAACCGUCUUCAAGUUCCACCGCACGGUGAAGCUGGAGCCGGGCGCGGUGGCCACGGUGUGGUCGGCUGAUGUGGGCGCGGACCACGAGCCGCCGCAUUCCCUGGUCAUGAAGGGACAGAAGUGGUUCGUCGCGGAUAACAUUAGCACCGCGCUGCUGAAUACUGAUGGCGAGGAGGUGGCGGUGUCGGAGCGACAGCGGCGACAGCUCAGCACCAGCGCGCAGCGGCACCGCGAGCUCGCGCACAAGUACCCAAGGCGCGAACAGCUGGGCGAGAUCCGUGAGGGCGACGAGAACUGCCGCAUCAUGUAGAGCCUCCCCCCCGCUCCCCGCCCCGCGCAGACUUCCCACCACUCGGUGCCGCUCCGGCCGCCGACAGAACCCUCCUACUCACAUUCAGGGGUCGCUGACACCAACAAACCUUCAGCCGCCAUCUUAGUUCAUGACAGUUGACACUCGACACUAGCGCCAUCUGUCAAGUACCAAAAACAUAAAUAUUGCAUGUCAGCGGCAACUGCAUCCGCGUACAAUGGUUCUGUAGGUGACCCAAGAGCCAUUAUCAAAAAGCACUGCCCUACUUUCUCCUAAAAAUCACCUCAAACAAAAUUAAAUUCGCCUUAUACCGUUCCUUUAUUAUCAAGAAGCUUUAUCUACAUUCACACAGAUUUGUCUUCUCUAGGUGUAUUCUGCAUUUGUAUUGCUUUUAAAUAAUAAAGGAACAAGCCUUGUGUGAACUAGUACAAAAUCGUUAUCGUUCACUUUAUAUCAUUACAACAUAGGUAAGUAUAGAAUUACAAUUUCUUUUUAAAAAUCAGCGAUGAUGUUUUGUAUUUUAAGAAAGAUAGUUUUUGUUUAGAUUUAAUAAAUUCUAAUGAUUUAUAAUUAACAAUCAGGGGAAAUACAAGAGUCAUAGUGUGCUAGUCUAGCGUAUUUUGUAUUGUGUCGAAUUUAUAUCGAUUACCAUGAGACUGUUGUAUCUUCCCGAAAAUUUUAAUGAUUCUCUUACAUUCUUUUCGGCCUACAAAUUCUACAUUAAGUUGAGUUCAUUAGAAGAAUAUAUUUUGGAAGAUGGAUUUUAUAGUAUUUGUGUAGUGAUUCUUUGAUGAAUUUGAAUUUAAUGUUUAAAAUCUCAGAUUUACAAUAAUAAUUGGUUUCGCUAACCGUGACGCUUUAUUUACGAUGUAUACCGAUUCAAGGAAUCACUGCACGUCUAGCCUUAUAGGGUUGGCGUUCGUAUUAGAAUAAUAUUGAUUGUGGAGUCCACACGGAGCCUGUAGAUGCAAUCUACAACUUAACAGUAAUAUGUUAGUUGCACUGAACUAGCUAAUCAUUUAUGUCUUAGAGUAAGAGCUGACAUUAUACUAAUUGUCUCUUAGGAUAAGGUUUGCAAAAUAUUUACAUCCUGAAAUAUAUUAUAUUUGUUUCAAGAAAUAAAACAGGUGCAAGUCUCAAAUAGAGUCCUAUGUCAGAUGCAUUUAAUACGUUGUGAAGUUAAUCGACAUGUUUUAGCUAAAAUAGAACAUUGAUCCGUUUUUUUAUCAGAGGGUUGAAUCUAAUUUGUGUUCCGGGUUUGAUUUUAAGUUAAUACCAUAAGCCUGGUAGCUAAUAAUAAUUAUCAAUCAUGAGACUUUUUACGUUGGACCCAAAACAUUUUUCAUUUGUAAAAACUGAAAUAAAGUAUAUUUAAGUUUAAAAAA
Plutella xylostella (diamondback moth) is the source of this 3336-nucleotide messenger RNA. Its product is annotated as lamin. Gene Ontology annotation, cellular component: nuclear lamina; nuclear envelope. The record is from RefSeq and is a predicted model, not a curated record. Gene Ontology annotation, molecular function: structural constituent of cytoskeleton. Gene Ontology annotation, biological process: nuclear pore localization; nuclear envelope organization; nuclear migration. Lineage: Eukaryota; Metazoa; Arthropoda; Insecta; Lepidoptera; Plutellidae.